Emericellopsis atlantica is the source of this 1725-nucleotide messenger RNA. Its product is annotated as general substrate transporter. Gene Ontology annotation, cellular component: membrane. The record is from RefSeq and is a predicted model, not a curated record. Lineage: Eukaryota; Fungi; Ascomycota; Sordariomycetes; Hypocreales; Bionectriaceae. The transcript is spliced from 7 exons. Bases 1 to 1599 code for a protein of 532 amino acids. Gene Ontology annotation, molecular function: carbohydrate:proton symporter activity. Gene Ontology annotation, biological process: transmembrane transport; carbohydrate transport.
AUGAAGCUCGACGACUGGAAGACGGUGACGGGGUACAUGCUCUUCUGCUGCCUCACCUUCAACGCCGGCAACGUCCUCUUUGGCAUCGAUGUCGCAUCCUUUGGUUCUCUGCAGGCGCUGCCUAGCUUCCUCAACCAGUUUGGCACGCUGCAGCCCGAUGGCAGCUAUGGCCUCUCCACAACGAGGAAAAGUCUGAUGAACUCUGUCAACUGGACGGGCAAGCUCGUCGGAUGCGCCGUCUUUGAGCCCUUGCUCAAGAGGGUUGGCUUCAAGAAGACCAUCUAUGUGCUUUCCGUCAUUCAGAUCGUCGCCGUCGUCCUCGAGGUCACCUCCAAGUCUUGGAUCCAGUUCUGCAUCGGACGCGUGCUCGCCUACCUUGCCGUUGGCAUCGUCGAGCCCACCAUCCCGACAUACCAGGCAGAGCUCGCCCCAGCCCCUCUGCGUGGCUUCUUUGCAGGCAACGUCCAGGUGCUUGUGCAUCUGGGCAGCAUCUGGGGCGCUGGCAUGAGCCGCGCAUUCGCCAACGAAGAGGGCCCCAAGGGAUGGAUGAUCCCAGUUGCUGUCCAGAUGAUUCCUGCCGUCAUGCUGCUGAUCGGCGUGCCCUUUUGCAUCGAAUCGCCCAGGUGGCUUAUUGCCAACGGCCGAAAGGACGAAGCCAUUGCCAGCUUGAACCGCAUCCGACCAGCCAGGGACCGGGAGAAUGGCAGCACCACGCUCGAAGCCGAGGCGUGGGAGCAAGCCAUUGAGGAGAGCAAGCUGCAGACCCAAGGAUCGUGGAAGGACCUCUUCAGCAAGACGUACUACAACCGGACCAUUGUCGUCGGCGUGGUCUUCUUCUUCAACCAGGUCACCGGCCAGCAGUUUGCCAACUCCUACGGACCUUCGUUCUUCCGCUCCAUGGGCCUCCCCUCCAACCAACUCUUCACCUACUCCAUUCUCAUCCCCCUCGCCGGCCUCGUGGGCUGCCUGGUCGCCGUGGCCACGACGGACACGAUUGGCCGGCGCACGCUCUGCUACAUUGGCGCCGCGCUUGCCACGAUGUUCAACGCGCUCAUCGGCGCCAUCGGCUCGCGACCAGGAGCCUACGAGAGCGCGUCCGACUCCAACACGGUCGUCGCGUCCGUCAUUCUGCUCAACGGUGUCUGUAAACUCGGCGUCGCGAGCCAGUGCUGGCUCAUCGGCUCAGAGAUAGGCGGCACGCAGAUGCGCAACAAGAUGAUGGGAUUUGGCGUCGUGAUCGACGUCUUUGCCGCCUUUCUCGUCACCUUCUUCACGCCCUACCUGCAGAACGGUCCGCAGAUCCAGCUCGGCGCGCGCGUCGGGUACAUCUUCAUGGGUCUGGCGGCAACGGCCUUUUUCUUCUUUGUCUUCUUCACGCCCGAGCUCAAGGGGCGGUCGCUUGAGGAGGUGGACGAGCUGUUUGAGCGCAAGCUCUGGCCCUGGCAGUUUAGCAAGGCGCAGACGCACGGUGUCGGUGCGAGGAUUGCGGCGAUGGAGGGUGGGUUGGACAGAAAGGACACGCCUCCGUUUGGGAUGCACGACGAGGGCGAUAUGGUCGAGCCGACCAAGGAAGCUGGUGUCCAGGUUCGAGGCGAUUAGGCGAGUAUGGAUGGACCAAAUGGUGCUGAUAACAGUGGCUCGAGGUUCAACAGCACGAUGUCGUCUUUCCGUCCCGUCAACUGGCUUCACCCUUACUUCAGACCAAUAUGAGCUAGGCGCUGGAUC